Molecule: messenger RNA, 441 nt
Organism: Phytophthora sojae
Lineage: Eukaryota; Oomycota; Peronosporomycetes; Peronosporales; Peronosporaceae
Exons: 3
Coding region: 1-441 (146 amino acids)
Biological process (GO): spliceosomal snRNP assembly; RNA processing
Cellular component (GO): U2 snRNP; spliceosomal tri-snRNP complex; U1 snRNP
Molecular function (GO): RNA binding
Source: RefSeq, a predicted model, not a curated record
AUGGCGGUCACGGGCAAGCGCGGCGUGGGCAUCCCGACCAUCCUGCUGCACGACGGCGAGGGCACGAUCGUGUCCAUCGAGAUGAAGACGGGCGAGACGUAUCGCGGUCUGCUGGACGAGACGGAGGACAACAUGAACUGCGUCAUGAAGGACGCCGUGCGCACCGACAUCAACGGCAACACCACCCACGUGGAGCAGGUCUACCUGCGCGGCAGCCAGAUCCUCUUCAUCGUCUUCCCAGAUAUAUAUCCUUUGCAACCCCAUACUUGCGGCUGUAUAUUCACGUUAAAGCACGCGCCGAUGUUCAAACGAGUCAAGAUGUGGAAGAAGCACAAGGGAGCGAUACCCACACUGGGGCAAGGAGGAGUUGGAGGCGGCGCUCCGAGAGGACAGGCCGCUGCGAUCAUCCGGAAGGCUCAAGAGCGGAGAGGCGGAUUUUGA